AUGGAUCCUUCCGACAAUGGCGGAUUCCGUAUUUUCACGGGCGACGACAAGAGCAAUUUGGAAUGCCGUUUUUACGAAAGCAAGUACCCCGAGAUUGAAUCCGUCGUCAUGGUCAACGUGCGCAACAUUGCCGACAUGGGUGCUUACGUCAGUUUGAUGGAGUACGGGAAUAUUGAGGGCAUGAUUCUGCUGUCCGAACUCAGUCGCCGUCGCAUCCGGUCGAUCCACAAACUUAUCCGUGUCAACCGCAACGAAGUGGUCAUGGUGCUGCGUGUCGACAAGGAAAAGGGGUACAUUGAUCUGUCCAAACGUCGCGUCUCUCCGGAAGACGUGGCGGCCUGCGAAGAGCGAUUCAACAAGGCCAAAGCCGUGCACGGCGUCCUCCGACAUAUUGCCGAUCGGAGAAAGUACUACCUCGAAGACUUGUACGAAAAAAUCGGCUGGCCGCUCGACCGCAAGUACGGACACGCCUUUGACGCCUUCAAACUAGCAAUUUCGGACGAAAAGGGUGUCGUCAAUCCCUUUGACGAACUGGACAUCCCGCAGGACUUGAAGGACGAACUCACUACCUAUAUUCUACGGCGCCUCGCACCGCAACCCAUCAAAAUUCGGAGUGAUAUCGAGGUUUCGUGCUUUUCGUACGAAGGCAUUGACGCGAUUCGCGAAGCCUUGUUUGCCGGUAUGGCCAAGGGUACCGAAAAUUCUGUCAUCAAAAUUAAACUUAUUGCUCCGCCGAUUUAUGUGUUGUCGACCACCACUUUGGACAAGGAUGCGGGCAUCGCCCUGUUGCACAGUGCCAUUGAUGCCAUUCGCGACGUCAUUGCACUAAAAGGUGGAAAGAUGGACGUCAAAAUGCCGCCCAAGGCAGUCAGUAUCAAAGAAGAGAAUGAGUUACAGGCCAUGAUGGAUCGCUUGGCGCUGGAGAACGAAGAAGUCGACGGCGAUGCACCAGAAGAAGAGUAA
Messenger RNA from Phaeodactylum tricornutum CCAP 1055/1, 963 nucleotides. RefSeq lists its product with no specific name. The record is from RefSeq and is a predicted model, not a curated record. NCBI's taxonomy places the organism in Eukaryota, Bacillariophyta, Bacillariophyceae, Surirellales, Neidiaceae. Gene Ontology annotation, molecular function: RNA binding; translation initiation factor activity; ribosome binding. Bases 1 to 963 code for a protein of 320 amino acids. The transcript has a single exon. Gene Ontology annotation, cellular component: eukaryotic 48S preinitiation complex; eukaryotic translation initiation factor 2 complex; multi-eIF complex.